GUACGCUUGGAGUGGCGACUGUACACGACGGUUCAUCGUGUUGUGAAGACGUGAGCGAGGGCGGGUGCGAGGACGGCGACAGCGAGGGCGUGUGCGAGGCGCCCCCGGCCUGCCACCCCGCCACCGACCCGCCGCCCCCGCCGCCCUUCAGCCCGCCGCCGCCGCGCCCGCAAGCCAUGGAGGGCCGAGCCGCAGCCGCAGCCACCAAGUUGGGCCGCAUGUCGCCCUCUGUGUACGUGGGCGGAGGCACGCUGGGCCGGGUCAGCCCGGGCCAUGACCUCGGCUACCACACGCUCGUCACCCGCCAGACGCCCACGCCCACGCGCGACCGCACGACGCCGUCGCCCUGGUCCGACGUCAGAGCCUCGCCCUUCCCUGCGCUCGACCUGUCGGCGCUGUCCUCGUGCCCGCGGUCGUCGCCGCGCCCACAGCUGCCGCAGGUGCCGCCGCAGCAGGGCCAGACGACGCCGCAGCCACAGCCGCAGCUGGAGACCACGGACCAGCUGCUGGCCACGUACAAGGGCAAGCGCGUGGCGCGGUCGUCGCCGUUCGACAAGCUGAGCGACGAGCUGGUGGUGCGCAUCCUGUCGUUCCUGCCGACCAACGCCGUGUGCCAGUGCGCGCGCGUGUGCCGCAGGUGGUACGUGCUGGCGUGGGACCCGCGGCUGUGGGCCACCAUCACGCUCACCAGCGACGCCAUCCACGCCGACAGGGCCAUCAAGCAGAUCACCAGACUCCUCGCCAGGGACUCCGGCGGCUGCGUCCACGUCGAGAAGGUGAUCCUCAACAGCUGCUCCCGGCUGACGGACCGCGGGCUGUCGCUGAUCGGGCGCCGCUGCCCCGAGUUGCGUCAUCUGGAGAUCAAGGGCUGCGUCAACGUCACCAACAUCGGGAUCUUCGAGCUGGUCACGCAGUGCGUCAAUCUCGACCACUUAGACGUCACCGGUUGCCACCAGAUCACCUGCAUCCACCUGACCCAGCAGGGCAACGUGGAGCCCGAGCCCAUGCAUUCCCGACAGCUUUACCUCCAGUACCUCGACAUGACGGACUGCUACGCCCUCGAGGACCAGGGCCUCAAGGUCAUCGUCAAGAACUGUCCACAGCUCCUCCACCUAUACCUCAGGAGAUGUAUUAAUAUCACAGACGCGGGGGUGAAGCACAUGGCCAGCUACUGCCUGAUGCUGCGGGAGGUCAGCGUGUCCGACUGCGUCCAGAUCACGGACUUCGGCAUGUACGAGCUGGCCAAGCUGGGCCCCAACCUGCGCUACCUGAGCGUGGCCAAGUGCGACCAGAUCAGCGACGCGGGCAUCAAGCAGAUCGCCCGCCACUGCUACAAGUUGCGCUACCUCAACGUGCGGGGCUGCGAGGCUGUCAGCGACGACUCCAUGGAAAUGGUGGCCCGGUCGUGCCCGAGGCUGCGGGCGCUCGACAUCGGCAAGUGCGACGUCACCGACAACGGCAUGAAGCUCAUCUCGGAGCACUGUCCGAACCUGAAGAAACUCUCCGUGAAAUCGUGCGAUAUGAUCACCGACCGCGGCGUGCAGUACAUCGCGUACUAUUGCCGCGGGCUCCAGCAGCUCAAUAUUCAGGACUGCCAAGUGACUAUCGAUGGCUACAGGACAGUCAAGAAGCACUGCCGACGAUGUAUCAUAGAACAUACUAACCCCGGCUUCUUUUAGUGGUGUGCGCGCUCGUGCGUCAGUGUUCCCCAGUG
Molecule: messenger RNA, 1714 nt
Organism: Penaeus vannamei (Pacific white shrimp)
Lineage: Eukaryota; Metazoa; Arthropoda; Malacostraca; Decapoda; Penaeidae
Source: RefSeq, a predicted model, not a curated record